Eriocheir sinensis (Chinese mitten crab) is the source of this 5710-nucleotide messenger RNA. RefSeq lists its product as uncharacterized. Gene Ontology annotation, cellular component: nucleus. The record is from RefSeq and is a predicted model, not a curated record. Lineage: Eukaryota; Metazoa; Arthropoda; Malacostraca; Decapoda; Varunidae.
GGCAACGGUGCAUCCGGGACUCAGUGUUAUGGCGGCGACGGAGGGGGACGGACGUGUGUCGCCUCCUCCCGCCGCUCCCCUGCCAACCCCUGCCGAGGAGGGACUCACCGGGGCCCCUGUCAAGGCGGCAGAGGCGGCGCCCGGCGGAGGCUCAGCAGGGCGGCGCAGGAACUUUCCGGGCACGUGGGACCAGAGCAUGCCCGCCACCAGCGAUAGCGCGCAUAACAUGGCUUCGAGUUUUACGCCAGAACCUCCACUUUGCACAGCCGAGUCUGGACCACUAGACACCAGCGAUCACCACCACCACCACCACCCGCGUCACCACCACCGCCACCACCACCACCCCGCCCGCCACCACCCCCGCCACCACCACCACCACCACCAUCACCACCACCACAAGAAGAAGAAGCACCGGGAGAGGGAGAGAGAGCGAGAGCGCGGACACACCAAGAAACACAGGCACAGGGACAAGGAGCGAGGGGGUGAGACCAUUCUGAGGUGGCGCGGCGGAGGCGACGGCGAGAGCGGAAGCGGUGGAAGCGGCGGAAACACCCCCGACCACGGACAGGAGAGAAGCUUCACCCCCCCACCCCUGCGGCUUCCCCCUAGAAACCACCUGGGGUCCUCAUCUGACGGGGGGGACUCCUCUGACUCCCUCUCCCUCACCCCCUCGCCACCCCACCACCCACGCACCGGCCACCCCCUCCACCCCCACCCUCAGGAGCCCCCCAGGGUGCCCCCACACGCCCCGCUAGGCUCCACCUCACCCCCCAGCCCUUCUCUGCCCCCCUCGUCAUCCUCGCCCCUUCCCCUCCACCCCCAUGCCCCUCUGCACCCCCUCCUCCCCCCUCUACGCCCCCACACCUGUCCGCCUGGCCAGCCCCCCACACCUCUCCUGGCAUGGAGGGGCUGCCCCCAGACCCCCUCAGCAGUGGGUCCACCCCGCCCCUCCCACCCCACCCCUUCCUCCCCACCAGUCUCCCCAGGCACCCCGCCACUGCCCCAGGGCCCCGCCACACCACCCCAUCAGGCGGCCCCCCAUGCCUCACCCCCCAGUGAAUCUCAGGCCCCUGGCCCCCCCACAGCCCCAGACCCGCCGGCCCCACCGGGGGAGGAACCCCCUGAGCGGGACACCCCCUCACCCCUGCCGGACUGUACCUUUGAGUGCCCCAAGUCCCCGUCACCUCAGUUUGGCUCCCCCUCCUCCUCCCGCUCCUCCCUCCCCUGCCCCCUACCAGGCCCGCAGCCCCAUCCCUCCCCCAGCCCCGCCCCGCCCCGCAGCCCCAGGGUGGAGGUGCCGGCAAUUCUGUCACCCACCAAUUCUCUCAAGUUGGAAGUGCUAUCACCACCCCCGCCCCGCUCCCCCCGGGCCAGUCAGCCCCUCGCUGUCCCCCGGACGGCCCCACCCACCCCCAGGCCCCGGCCCCGGUCUCCCAUGGACCUGCCCCUGCCCCGGUGGCGGCCUGACCCUGCUGUGCGACACAAGUCUCGUCCCGUCCCCUGCCCCACGCCUUCCCCCAUCCUGACCCCAGAGGCUGCCCCGCCCCGCCCAGUCACCAUCCCACCCUCGGCUGAAAAGCUGCGGCGGUUCAGUGAGGAGGAGGGCCUGGAGGGGCGAGGCGGGGCCGGGGCGGGGGGCGAGGGGCACGACACAGCCGAGAGUGGCUUUGACGACGGCAGUGACUUGUCCCCCGACCACAAGCCUGAGGCCCCGGCGCCUCGCCCCACGCCAGCCCCGGCAGACGAGGAUGCUGCCCCCACCAGCACUAGCAGCACCAGUGAUACCCCGGAGGAGCCCCAGCCCCAGCCCCAGGCAGCAGCGGCGGCGACGGCGGCAGUGGCUCCCAAGCUGGACUUCAAGAGUGAGGUGCUGGACGAGCUGUGCAAGUUUGCCGAGGAAGGCGACACCACCAUCUACACCGGCCCCGCCCGCACCCGCCCUGAAGGGGAGGCUGACCCGCCCCGGGAGGAGGAGCCCCCAACUCCACCCCUGCACCGUGGGGAGUCCUACAUCAAGACCUCCACCCUCAGGAAGCCCCCAACCUCCUCCAAGAAAAGUGACGCCCCGCGGGGCCUCGACACUCCAGCCCUGCCCCGCCGAGAGGAGAUUGAGUCUGGCAGUGAGGGCCCCACCACGCCCCGCCGCUGCUCAGAGGACCAGCGCCCCAUGGCCCUCACGGAACCUGCCCGGGGCGGGGCAAAGGGCAGCCCUGAAAAGGAUGCCAGUCAAGGUGGGGACAAGGUAGAAAAAGGCAGCAGUGUGGCAGCGGCAGCCCCGGCCCCAACCACAAGCCCCGCCCCGGCCCCGAUACCAGAGAAGCCCCAGGUCAGCGAGGACAUCACCACCACGACCACCACCACCGUCAGCCCCAGCAGCAGCACGCACCACCGGCCCCGGCAGAGCAGUACCAGCAGCAACACCCCGGCCAGCUCCACCCCGGCAGCGUCGUCGUCGUCGUCCGGGGCACGGCGGCGGGAGUGCCCCAAGUGUUACAAACGCAGCAAGACCAAGCGAUACAACAUUGGGGUGCAGUGCCGCCGCGACAAGGCCGAGCCCCGCCCCCACCACCACGCCCCGCCCUCCACGCCCACCACCGCCGGCCCUGCCACCGCCCCGCACCAAUGCCCACCCCCAGUGUUCCCUAAGUUGGACUUCGGGACCAGGCAUGUGUCACUGCCCCGCCCCCCUGCUGGAGCCGGGGCGCCGGGGCUGGAGGCGUGUCGGUAUGGGCGGUUCAUCCACGUGGAAACCUACCCCAACGGCGGGGCGACGGUGCUCCACCUGUACCAAGACCAGCUGGCGACCCUCAGCCCCCAGGACCAAGAGCAGCUGGCACAAGAGUUCCUGCAGGUCGUAUUCUCCGAGGACGAGGCCGGGUACGCCCACCACGUCUGCGGCAUCGUGCACAAUGCCGCGCGCUACAUGCCGGACCUACUGGACUACAUGGCCGAGACACACCCCAACCUCUUUGUCAAGGCAGGGGUGAUCGGACACAUCGGCAGGAACUCGGACCUGGAGACCUUCACCAUGGAGAAGUACAGGGAUGAGGUAUAUAAAAGUUACAGCAAUGGUACGUUCCGCGCUGGGCCGCUGCACCAGGUUAGCGUAGUGGGCACCGUACACGAGGAGGUGGGCGGCUACUUCCCCCACUUCCUGGCCAUGAUGGAGGAGAACCCCUUCCUUAGACAGGCCAUGCCGUGGGGCCCUCUGAGUGUGGUAAAGAUGGCGUCUCCACAGCAGAGCAACGACGGACCCAUUCUGUGGAUCCGGCCUGGCGAGCAGCUCAUCCCCACGGCCGAGCUGGGCAAAAGUCCCGCCAAGAGGAAGAGGACCGGCAUCAAUGAGCUCCAGCGUCUCCAGUACCUGCCGCGGGCCACCAAUGCGCGCGAGAUGAUGUUUGAGGAUCGUACCAAGGCUCACGCAGACCACGUCGGGGCUGGGCUCGACCGCAGGACCACCGCCGCCGUGGGCGUGCUCAAGGCGGUCCACUGCGGCCAACCGUACACACACAACCGCGUGGUCAAGGACGUGGUGGCUUUUGACGCGCAUGACUUCCACGAGAUCGUCGAGAAGCUGCAGCUCGACCUUCACGAACCCCCAAUCUCGCAGUGCAUACAGUGGAUCGAGGACGCCAAACUCAACCAGCUCCGGCGCGAUGGCAUCCGGUUCGCACGCAUCCAACUGUGCGACAAUGACAUCUACUUCCUCCCCCGUAACAUCAUCCACCAGUUCCGGACCGUGACAUCCGUGUGCAGCGUGGCCUGGCAUGUUCAGCUAAAGCAGUAUCACCCUGAACGUGACCCCGUCCCCGCCCCGAACACCCCAGGUACGCCGGGGCCCAUGACGCAGACCACAGCCUCCACGCCCCCACAGACGCCCCAGACGAGUGGCCCCAGCGCCCCGACACCCCCGCCCGCCCCGUCCUCCUCUUCCUCCUCCUCCUCCUCGCGUCAUCACAAGAGAAAAAAGGAGAAGGAUAGAGACAAGCAUCGUCAUCGUCACCGAGAGCGGAGCAGCAGUAAGGACGAGGCGGGGCGGCACCGGGGCCAUAAACGACGGGAGAGCAGCUCAGGCGGGGUGGACGGCCAGACCAAGAAGGAGGGCGACGGGGCGAAGGAUGGGACAAAGAAAGAGGAUACCAGCGUGGAGAGAGUGAAAAAGGAAGCUGGAGACGGGGCAGACCGGGGCAAGAAGGAGGACGCCGGGGCGGAGAGAGUGAAGAAGGAAGGUGACGGGGCGGAACGGAUCAAGAAGGAAGCUGGAGACGGGGCAGACCGGGUUAAGAAGGAGGAUCCCGGGGCGGAGAGAGUGAAGAAGGAGGAAUCCGGGGCAGACCGGGUCAAACGGGAGUCAGACGGGGCGGAGCGGGUCAAGAAGAGGCUACGGCUAGACUCCGGGGGUGAGACAGAGGCGGGGCAGGGGGCAGCCACCACUAGCCCCACCCCCGCUGCCCCGCCCCAGGCACCCCCAGCAAAGAAAAUCAAGGAGGAGGAGGAGGAGAUAAUGGAAGCCGGGGCAGAGGAGAAGCCCCAGUCCGAUGCCCCGCCAGACCCAGGGCGGGGUGAGGCGUCGACACCUUCCCGCCCCGCCGCCCCGAAGACGAGACCAAAGACCCCGAGUAAGGUUGCCCCGCCCUGUGACGUCCUGGAGAGCAUCAUAGCCGGCAUGACACAGCCCGGCAUGCACAAGUAGCCCCACCCCUUUGCCCCGCCCGGUCCCGGCUCGCCCCGACCUGAAAUAACAUGACCUGAUGAUCUCUCUAGCUUGCUUUCUCUAUCUCUAUCUCUCACUUAUCACCGUGCCCCGCCCCGCCCCGUCCCGGUCCCACCCUUGAUUGACUUACAUGACCUGACACCCUCUCUCUCUCUCUCUUGCACUUGUUCUCUCUCUAUCUCUAUCUCUGCCCCGCCCCGCCCCUCCCCGCCCCGGAGCACUGUAAACAUACGAUGCAUGCAAUGCCUUAAAAAGCACCAAGGAGUGUCCAACUGCUGCCCCGGCCCCAUCCUGUCGCCCCGCCCCGUCCUGCCCCGCUCUGCUCCAAGAGGGUUGAGUUUGGGGUAUGGUCUGCAAUCUGUACGCACCGCCCCGUCGGGUCUCGUAUCAAGGAAGAAAAAGCUAAUUGGGGUGACUGAGUUGAGGUUUAAGAUUAAAACUUUGGUUGAUACGAUUUUGUGGGUUGAAGUUCAAGAGAUUUUGUUCAUUCAAUUCUCUGGUUAAUUUCUGAACGAUCCUUGAUAUUCUUGGAUAAUUCUCCCGGUAAUUGAAAUUCUGUUCAUUCAAUUCUCCGGACCCAGAUGGUUUAAAGAUUUUUGGUGGCUAAUUUCUGAACGAUCCUUGAUAUUCUUGGAUAAUUCUCCUGGUAAUUGAAAUUCUGUUCAUUGAAUUCUCCGGACCCAGAUGGAUUAAAGAUUUUUUGGGGGUUAAUUUCUGAACGAUCCUUGAUAUUCUUGGAUAAUUCUCCCGGUAAUUGAAAUUCUGUUCAUUCAAUUCUCCGGACCCAGACGAUAUAAAGAUUUUUGGGGGUUAAUUUCUGAACGAUCCUUGAUAUUCUUGGAUAAUUCUCUCGGUAAUCAAAAUUCUGUUCAUUCAAUUCUCUGGACCCAGAUGGUUUAAAGAUUUUUGGGGGUUAAUUUCUGAACGAUCCUUGAUAUUCUUGGAUAAUUCUCCCGGUAAUAAAAAUUCUGUUCAUUCAAUUCUCUGGACCCAGAU